Molecule: messenger RNA, 308 nt
Organism: Plasmopara halstedii
Lineage: Eukaryota; Oomycota; Peronosporomycetes; Peronosporales; Peronosporaceae
Exons: 1
Source: RefSeq, a predicted model, not a curated record
AUGUCAUUUACUUAUGAAUUCCAAGUGCGUCCGCAAUUUGCCGUUGUGCUGUUCAUAUUCGUUUCCAUGGCGUCCUCUGUGAUUAUGACAAUUGCAUCAGAGCUCCCAAGCAACACAUCCUCUCCAGCGGAUGAAGACACGGAGCUGAGGUCGAAAAGGUACCAUCUGGAUGAGGUUAUAAGUAAGCUCACAUCCGACCGGCUCGAAUUCGUUCAAAUACCCGCUACCUACUUGAAAUUCGUCCGAGACAAAACGAAAGCCCUCGAAGAAUAUUACGACUUUCUCAAAUUGGAUGCCAGCACUGAAGA